AUGAGGAGGUAUACCACUCAUAGCGUCAGUCGGAGGUCUCUGACUAAGGGGAACAUGGCAGGGCAGGAGGACAACCCUCUCGCCCAGGAUACGGCCUCUCGAGUCAGUACCUUGAGCGAGGGCUGGCAGCGCGAGUUCUACGGGAAGCCCCUCUCUGAGCUGACGCGGAUGUCGCGCUCCGAAGACCAAAGUUCGAUACAUUCUGGAAAGACGGGGUCGUCCUCUGGAGCGGGGGACUCGCACAGCCAUUAUGGAAGGUCGACUGAGAAAUCCCCACAGGGGGUGUUGUUGCCGUUGAUUCACCCGUACUCGAGGGCCCGGCGUGAUGUGAACGUGCUGGUCGCAGUCUGCCUGCUGUAUGUUGCGAUUGUGUUACCCUACGAGUUCUGCUUCAACGUGCACGUGAAGGGCUACUGGUUGAUUGCGGACAGCAUCGUGACCGUCAUCUUUCUCUUGGACGUCCUUGUUAACUUUCGGACAGGGUUUGUUCUGAAGGGCAAGCGCGAGGUGAAAGACGGCCUGCGCAUCCUCAUGCCCGCCAAGAUCGUGAUGGAGCCACGUGCCAUCGCCCGCCGCUACGUAAAGGGCUGGUUUACCAUCGACUUCCUCUCGUCCUUCCCGUGGGACUUUCUGCUGUUUGCGCCAUCGGUCAGCAGGCGCUACUGGGUGCUCCAGGUCCUUCGGGCCCUCAAGAUCCUGCGCAUCCACCGGCUGAGCAUCGUGCGCUCCGAGCUGCGCGAGACGUGGUCCGCAGGCCAGCGCGAGUUCAUCGACAUCUGCCUCCUCUUCUUUCUGACCCUCUACUUUUCGCAGUUUCGCGUGCGCCUCUUUGUUGCGGUAGGCAAGCUACAGCAAACACCUGCAGCGGUGACCCUCUACUUUUCCCACCUCUGCGCCUGCCUCUUCGUUGCGGUCGGCAAGCUGCAGAGCGAUCCGCAGCGGUGGUUGGAUCAAAGCCAUUACGACGACCACGGAGAGUCUGGAACUCUUUCGGACGCUCCUGAGAUUGACGUGUACAUAGCGUCCAUGUACUUCCAAAUGAUAUCGUUGGCGACGGUCGGGUAUGGCGACAUCCAUGCGGGAAUCACCAUUCCGGACCGCGCGUUCAUGACGGUGGCGGAUCUCUUUGGGGCGCUGCUCAUGGCAUAUAUCGUGGGCAAAAUCUCAUCGAUCAUCAUCAUGAAGAGGGACCGUCGAUACGCCCUCCGGGAGCGCUUCGCCACGUUGCACACGUACGUCGCGCGGGAGCAGCUCCCCGAGUGGCUCUCCACGCGCCUGAUGGUCCACCUGUCGCGCCAGUGGAGCUCGCAGAUCAUCGAGUUCAGCGAAGUCGAGCUGAUCAAAGACAUGACGGACGAACUGCGAAGCGAGAUGCUGAUUCAUUGGUGGCGCAAGACCAUCCCGUCCAGCGCGCUUCUGCCGCACAAGCACGGCUUCCUAGCACUGCUUCUCGCCAAGUGCAAAAUGCAGGUGCACCCCCAGCGUGAAACCCUGACGCGGGAAGGCGAGACCGUGCGACAGCUGUGGAUUUUGCGCGCCGGCCAGCUGGCGGUGUCGCGCUCGGUGGCCUUGAACGAUCUUGACAUCACCACGGCUGGAGUGAGUGACGAGGAACCGUCAGAUGAAGACACCCCCCACGACCCAAAAGACGCGGACGCGCGCCAGCUGUCCCAAAUCGCCAGCUCCAAGCGCCCCGACCAGCGGUACCUCCGUCGGUUGCCUGCCUACAACUGGGCGGUGGACCUCGAUCGGGGCGACCAGUCAGAUAAGGCGCUGGUUACGGAGAUGGCCGCCCCGGGCACUAUUAUCGGCGAGGCGCCGUUGGUGCUCGCGUUGGCGCAAAAGGUGCUGAAGGAGCGCUCGGCGAAGCACGCCGGGGCCAAGGGGAAGCGGAAGCUGGCGGUGAAGGCAAUAAAGCAAGACGUGACAGUGGAGUGCAAAGCGGAGUGCAGCGUGUUGGUGUUGCUGCUGGACGACCUUUUUGAGAUACUGGACCAGUACCCCUCCCUGACUCACAAGCUGAAGAAGGCAAUCAUCCGGGCGGAGAGGCACACGAAAAGGAACGAUACUACCUCUAGCUUCAACUUGCCGCGCGAAAGCGACGGAUGAUGGCCGGUCAAGCGAGUACCAAUAGGUGAUUUUUUCUGAGAGAUCAGUCAUUUACAUGCAGGGAACCUCAGCUAGAGGCUCUGCAGAGUUGUAUAUAAGUAAUUUUGAUCGCUAAAAGAGCGAAGCGUUGCAUGUUUGUAUCGAAGUUAUAUGCCUAUUUACCGUACUAAGAUCUAGCGGAUACGAACCCUGACUGAGUGUACUUAAGUAUCGGGGCGCGAACGGAGCUAAUGAUUGUUUCAAACAAUCGACUAAAAUUUAAGCCUAAGUUAAAUUCAACUCAAC
Messenger RNA from Klebsormidium nitens, 2394 nucleotides. Lineage: Eukaryota; Viridiplantae; Streptophyta; Klebsormidiophyceae; Klebsormidiales; Klebsormidiaceae. The record is from the annotation of a GenBank genome assembly.